AUGUACCAGAGACACCAGCGGACCUCACAGCUCUAUGGUAUGUACCAGAGACACCAGCGGACCUCACAGCUCUAUGGUAGGUACCAGAGACACCAGCAGACCACACAGCUCUAUGGUAUGUACCAGAGACACCAGCAGACCACACAGCUCUAUGGUAUGUACCAGAGACACCAGCAGACCACACAGCUCUAUGGUAGGUACCAGAGACACCAGCGGACCUCACAGCUCUAUGGUAUGUACCAGAGACACCAGCAGACCACACAGCUCUAUGGUAUGUACCAGAGACACCAGCAGACCCCACAGCUCUAUGGUAUGUACCAGAGACACCAGCAGACCACACAGCUCUAUGGUAGGUACCAGAGACACCAGCAGACCACACAGCUCUAUGGUAGGUACCAGCGGACCACACAGCUCUAUGGUAUGUACCAGAGACACCAGCAGACCCCACAGCUCUAUGGUAUGUACCAGAGACACCAGCAGACCCCACAGCUCUAUGGUAUGUACCAGAGACACCAGCGGACCUCACAGCUCUAUGGUAUGUACCAGAGACACCAGCAGACCACACAGCUCUAUGGUAUGUACCAGAGACACCAGCAGACCACACAGCUCUAUGGUAUGUACCAGAGACACCAGCAGACCACACAGCUCUAUGGUAGGUACCAGAGACACCAGCAGACCACACAGCUCUAUGGUAGGUACCAGAGACACCAGCAGACCACACAGCUCUAUGGUAGGUACCAGAGACACCAGCGGACCUCACAGCUCUAUGGUAUGUACCAGAGACACCAGCAGACCACACAGCUCUAUGGUAGGUACCAGAGACACCAGCAGACCACACAGCUCUAUGGUAAGUACCAGAGACACCAGCAGACCACACAGCUCUAUGGUAGGUACCAGAGAUACCAGCAGACCACACAGCUCUAUGGUAGGUACCAGAGACACCAGCAGACCACACAGCUCUAUGGUAGGUACCAGAGACACCAGCAGACCACACAGCUCUAUGGUAGGUACCAGCGGACCACACAGCUCUAUGGUAGGUACCAGAGACACCAGCAGACCACACAGCUCUAUGGAAGGUACCAGCAGACCACACAGCUCUAUGGUAGGUACCAGCGGACCACACAGCUCUAUGGUAGGUACCAGCGGACCACACAGCUCUAUGGUAGGUACCAGCGGACCACACAGCUCUAUGGAAGGUACCAGCAGACCACACAGCUCUAUGGUAGGUACCAGCGGACCACACAGCUCUAUGGUAGGUACCAGAGACACCAGCAGACCACACAGCUCUAUGGUAGGUACCAGCAGACCACACAGCUCUAUGGUAGGUACCAGAGACACCAGCAGACCACACAGCUCUAUGGUAGGUACCAGAGACACCAGCAGACCUCACAGCUCUAUGGUAGGUACCAGAGACACCAGCAGACCACACAGCUCUAUGGUAGGUACCAGAGACACCAGCAGACCAAACAGCUCUAUGGGAACAUGCCUCCCAUAGUCACGGAGCCUCUGGAGAUCUGGGCCACAGUGAACUCUACAGUCCGAGUGCAGCUGUCAGCUCGAGACUCAAACGGAGACCCCAUCUCCUUCUCCCUGAGGUUCCCCCGACCUCUGCGCGUCAAUCUGGACGGCAGCGGCGUGUUGUCGUGGACCCCCCUCAGCCUCAGCCCGGUCCAGAUCCAGGUGAAGCUAAGUGACUCAGCCUCCAGCUCUCUGUUCGUGCCCACCCUCAAACUGUGCAACUGUGUGAACGGAGGCACCUGCCAGUACCACCGCCCCACACAGAGCCACCUGCUGGGCAAGUUCCAGGUGGUCGGCUGUUUGUGUCGUCCAGGGUUUGGAGGAGCAUUUUGUGAAAAGGCCACAGACGUUUGUAACGGACUUCCCUGUUUCCCGGGAGUGGCCUGUGCUCCUGUGUUUCCAGCCGGAGACUUCCGCUGUGGGCCGUGUCCCGACAAAACUGUGGCUAACGGAAAAGAAGGCUACAAGUGCUUUGAGCAAGACUUCUGCCAGCCUCCUCACGACUUCCCGUGCCACAAAGACGCCGUUUGUAAAAGUGGAAGAUCCGCCUUCAACUGCACUUGUAAGUCUGGAUUCUCUGGGAACGGCUUUAACUGCACAGAUACACAGACGGAAAGAAUACUGACGGAUGUGGUAACUCGGCCAAUCCUCCAGGAUCAAAUAUAUUCAAAAUGUCUGUGGGAUGGCGGGAGCAGAAUGGACUCCAAAAGAUGA
Knipowitschia caucasica is the source of this 2232-nucleotide messenger RNA. The record is from the annotation of a GenBank genome assembly. Lineage: Eukaryota; Metazoa; Chordata; Actinopteri; Gobiiformes; Gobiidae.